Molecule: messenger RNA, 2889 nt
Organism: Stylophora pistillata
Lineage: Eukaryota; Metazoa; Cnidaria; Anthozoa; Scleractinia; Pocilloporidae
Molecular function (GO): oxidoreductase activity
Source: RefSeq, a predicted model, not a curated record
GCUAUCGAAAAGAUUGAAAGAUGCGGUGAAAAAUGUUUUUACCUUAGUUUGUCUUUCUUACGACUUUUGAUUGGACCAGGACUACAGCUGAUUUUUAACUGACUUAAUCAAUGAAGAAGUGACUACGCAUCUCAUACCUUGUGUUGAAGAGAUUCUCUCGUCUAAACUUGUUCAGAGUGACUGCAAAAUGGCACUUGAGACAGCCUGGAGGAAGUUAUACAUGUUACUGAUUCUCCUCGUUCACUGCCAAAACGCUAAUUCCAGAAGACAAGGCCCGGUUUCAGUUACGUCUUUAGGGUGUUACCAAGAUAGAACGACCCACCCAAGUCAAAGGAUAUUUUCCAUACUGUUCUUAAGAGUAAAUAUUGUAAGGUGGUGGCCUGAUAGUCACCACAUCAUACAAUCAUGCGCCAGUGCGGCCGCCGCCAAAGGAUAUCGGAUAUUUUCUAUUCAGGACUUCGCAGAUUGUCGCUGGGGUCCAAGCGCUGAAAGGGAAUACGGAAACUAUGGCCUUGGCUCAUAUUGUUAUAGAGGAAUAGGUUGGCUUGGGUCUGGCAACGUGUACCCGGUUCAAAGUUCAUCACCAGCAAAGGGGAACUGGGCGCCCUGGUCUCGUUGGAGCUCGUGUAGUGCCAGUUGUAAUGGUGGAACUCGAACGCGCAAACGUAGCUGUACCAAUCCUCCACCGACCAAUGGUGGCGUAAGGUGUCAUGGAUCGAACUCUCAGACGCAGCUUUGCAAUACCAACCGCUGCCAAACUAGAGUUGUUCAUGGAAGAUGGUCAGCUUGGCAGUCAUGGAGCUCCUGCUCACGAAGCUGUGGCAGAGGGUCACAACUCAGGACCAGAACAUGCAGCAACCCUCCUCCAAGAAAUGGAGGCAAUUACUGCCGAGGUUCAAACUCUCAAAGAAGAAGCUGCAGCUCAAAUAGAUGUCCUGUCAAUGGUGGGUGGUCAGGAUGGCGACGGUGGAGCUCCUGUUCCAGAAGUUGUGGAGGAGGAACACAGCGACGAGUCAGAACAUGUACCAACCCCCCUCCAAGAAAUGGUGGAUCCACAUGCCCAGGAAGGAACAUCCUAGUCCGUUCAUGCAAUACCAAUCGCUGUCCAGGUUGUGUGGAGAGGAGCAUAGUGACUGAUAGGUGUGGCCAGCGUUGUAGAUGUUCUCGUGGGCGCUUUGUCCAGUGCACACGAGUGAGACGGGAAUUUACAACCAUGUCAAGAGCUGAUCGUGAAAAAUACGUCAGAGCUGUCCGCACUGUGUCAACAGAUCCCAGAUACAAAACCGAUUAUGACAGUAUGCUAACCCAACAUAAAACAAUAUUCAAUUCAGGGAUUCAUCAACGAGAUUUUUUCUUACCAUGGCAUCGAUGGUUCAUGCUACAAUAUGAGAAUCUUCUUCGACGCGUGGACUGCACAGUGACGGUUCCUUACUGGGACUGGAGCGUAGCAUCACGUUCUCCCUGGCGCCGCAGAGCGUCCGAUCUGUGGUUUCCAGGAAAUAGUGGUUUUGGUGGGAAUGGAGAACAAACAACCGAGCAGUGUGUGACAAGUGGUCCAUUCAGGCGAGGAGUUUGGAAUGUUGUGCCAUCAGCCGGGGGUAGCUGUCUUCGUCGUCAGUUUAAUCUUACUGACAACCCCCCUGAUUCCGCAGCAGUCGCAGAAGUGCUAAGGAUUCCUCAUUUGCAAUUUGAUUCCUUCGAGAUUGCGCUGCGAAUAAAUCUUCAUGACACUGUUCACUGCUUUAUAGGAGGAACCAUGUGUUCAUUCGACUCGGCUGCUGCUCCUGAGUUUAUGCUGCACCAUGGUUUUGUGGACAAGAUAUGGACAGACUGGCAAAGGAGGAGUGCAGUUCACAUGCAUGCUCAUUUUUCCUCCGUCACUGCACCAAUGCCCGGCACGAACCAGCUACGUACUACAGCAGUUUUGAAUAACUUAAGAUUACCAGGAGGAGUACGAGUGCAAUACCAGAAUCCACCGAGACUGCAGAUGAGAAGCCGUUUUGGAGCCUUGAGAGCAAACUCCUUUGGCCAAGCUUCACGGGGGCAGUUUUCUGUCCUUAGUGAAAUAGCUAUCAUACUGUUCAACGUCUCCAAAAUUGAGGUGGAGAAGGCAAGACGACUAGGAAUGCGGCUGCUGCCUACACGCCGCCGCUCUGGAAAGAGAAACCUCAUUGAUACUUCAUAGGAUUUCUAGUUGUUAAUUUCUAGUUUUUUUGAUUUCUAUUUGUUAAUUUGUAACGAUACCUCUCUAACUUUAUCAAUUUUUUUUUCAUCUCCGCAAUCAAUUUUCCCUGCAUUCUUUAAAUCCUCAAAGAAAAGUACAACUUACUGAACUCAAUUUUGUCGGUUGAUUUUGUGGGAAAUUAUCUCAUCUUGCCGAUUGCUUACUCAGUCUCUGAAUCAAUACAGAUGAAACUUCGAAUUCGCGCAUGACCAUUUACUAAUUUUAAGAUUAUUUUAAUCCGACCACUUGAUCCUAACUUAAAUAUUUUUUAGUAUGAUUAACUUAGAAAGGUAGGAGGGUUUAGUCUUUGACUUUUAACCUCCAAGAUUUACAUCUUUAUUCAGUUCUCAGCUCCGUCCGUCAAACUUUCUCUUUAUUUUAGGACUGUGGGGUUUGAUGUUUCAUCAAACGGUAUUCCCUUGUUGAUAAUCCUCUUUCUUUUGAUCGCCAUUCGUUUGAAAGAUCUAUAUUAUAUCUAAAUUUUGAAGAAAAAGUCUUUUUUGGUAACUCCUGGAAGUGAAAGGUUUCACUGGGUAUAAAGCAAUAUUUCAAAGAGCAAUUUGUUUUGUAAAAGGUGCUUUUAAACUCUCUCGUUCUCAGCUUCCUCCAUCAUGCGGUCUCUUGGCAGCAACAUUGAUGAAUAAACGAAACUUCCGUUGUCAAUA